AUGGCAGACCCCCCUGGUUGCUGCUCUACCUGUGCCACCUGCCUGCUCUGCCCCUACAGCUGCCAGUGGAUUACUGCCAAGAAGGAGAAGAGGAAGGGCUUGAGAACCACCAAGUAUGACUGCAGUUGGUUCUUCUUCCUCUUCUGCAUCUUCCUCUUCACGCUGGUGUGGCUCUACUUCGCUAUCAUCAUCCUCAAUGAUCUCCACAACUUCAACGAAUUCAUCUUCAGGCAGAGGAAGCUGUGGCUAGACUGGUCCCUGGUCCUGCUCAUAGCUACAGCUGUGCUGAUCAGCUACUCAUCUGUGCUGCUGGUCCUCGCUUUGUGCUUGCAGCUCUGCGGCCAGCCCUUGAAGCUACACUGGGUGCACAAGAUCCUGCUGAUCCUAACUGCCCUGGUGGUGGCUGCAGCCUUCACAGGGCUGGGAAUAAAGUGGGCAGAGGAGUGGAAAAGUGCACGUAUCUCCCUGCAGGCAACAGGUCCCUUCCUGCACAUUGGAACUGUGGGGGGAAUGACUCUCCUUGCCUGGCCCCUGGCCAGCUUCAUCUACCACACCCGCAGUACAGGUCUCAAGGUGUUUCUGCUGCUUAUGUACUGUGCAGCAAUGAUUGCACUAUACCUGGCUCCCUUGGGAAUCACCUCCCCUUGUAUCAUGGAGGAGAAAGAGCUUCCCCCCAAGCCAGCCCUAGUUGGCCAUCGAGGAGCACCCAUGCUGGCCCCUGAGAACACCCUCAUGUCACUGCACAAGGCAGUGGACUGUGAUGUGCAAGUCUUUGAGACAGACGUCAUGGUGAGUGCUGAUGGGGUCCCAUUCCUCAUGCAUGAUGAGGAACUCACCAGGACUACCAAUGUGCAGGCUGUAUUCCCUGAGAGGGCUGCCCUGAACAGCACUGCCUUCAACUGGACAGACCUCCAGCAGCUGGAUGCUGGCAGCUGGUUUCUGGAGCGAAGGCCUUUUCCCACUGUGCAGAGCCUUUCUCCUGAUGAUCGCAAGGAGGCAGCUAAACAGAAGAUCCCAUCCCUGGGACAGGCUCUAGAGGCAGCGAAGCAGAGCAACAUCUCCAUCAUGUUUGACCUUCGUCCUGAGAACCACAGUGACUACCAGAACUUUGUCAAUGUCACUCUGGAAGUGAUUUUACAGUCAGGCAUCCCUCUGCAGCAGGUCCUCUGGCUUCCAGAUGGGUUCAGGGAAGACGUCAAACAGCAGGCUCCAGGUGUCCAGCACGUCUAUGGCCGGAAGAGACUCGAGAAUGAGAAGGAGCCAGUACUGCACGUCAAUCUGCCCUACCAGGACAUGAGCUCUGAGGAGAUCAGGCAGUACCGCCACGACAACAUCUCUGUCAACUUGUAUGUGGUGAACCAGCCCUGGCUCUUCUCUGUGCUGUGGUGCUCGGGGGUGAGCUCUGUCACCACCAACGCCUGCCAGGUGCUGAAGGAGAUGAAACACCCCAUCUGGCUGCUUCCCAGCAGCACAUACCUCAUGAUCUGGAUCGUUGUAGACUGCUUUUCCUUCCUUAACAUCAUCUGGGCCUUUGUCUUGAUGAAGAAAUGUUCCCGCAGAAGAUGGCCAGCGGAGUCUGAGACGGAUGUGCUGCUCACAAAGAUCAACAGCUUGAUGCAAGAGUGA
Molecule: messenger RNA, 1626 nt
Organism: Cinclus cinclus
Lineage: Eukaryota; Metazoa; Chordata; Aves; Passeriformes; Cinclidae
Gene: GDPD2
Product: glycerophosphodiester phosphodiesterase domain containing 2
Exons: 15
Coding region: 1-1626 (541 amino acids)
Biological process (GO): lipid metabolic process
Cellular component (GO): membrane
Molecular function (GO): glycerophosphodiester phosphodiesterase activity
Source: RefSeq, a predicted model, not a curated record